Fopius arisanus is the source of this 6731-nucleotide messenger RNA. Its product is annotated as Down syndrome cell adhesion molecule-like protein Dscam2. The record is from RefSeq and is a predicted model, not a curated record. NCBI's taxonomy places the organism in Eukaryota, Metazoa, Arthropoda, Insecta, Hymenoptera, Braconidae. Gene Ontology annotation, molecular function: protein binding. The transcript has 24 exons. Gene Ontology annotation, biological process: cell-cell adhesion. Bases 267 to 6167 code for a protein of 1966 amino acids.
GUGGGGUAAGGUGCCAAUAACAAAAUUCAAUGAUCAUCCCCCUCACAACAACGUUUUUAAAUAAAUUAUUUUUACGGUGAAAUUCAUGCAACAGAGUUAUCACUUCUUCAGUGAAAUCGUUGUACUUUCGAGUUUGGACGAACCCCUGGACCCACUGAGAUACAUUGUGAAAAUUCUGGGUACGAGUCACUAACAAGUAUGAACGGAUUAAUACACAGCAGCAAUGAGGAAGCUGAAUCGACGUAACGUUUCUGGUCUGAACCGGGAUGGCCAGUUGGCUGCUGAAAGCUCUGCUACUAUCCAGCACGCUUGGCCUCGUUUGUGGUCGAGGAAAUGUGCUGGAUAGCCAAGGACCAGUUUUGAGCUCUGAGCCGAGGUCAACCGUUGAAUUUUCUAAUGAUACUGGAGCAAUGCUCCAUUGUUCAGCUACUGGAAGUCCUGGACCAAGAAUUGACUGGCUCAUGGGUGAUGGAUCACCAGUGCAUCCCAUUCCCAACAUCAGGGAGAUGCUCGUCAAUGGAUCCAUGUAUUUUCUUCCAUUUGGAGCUGAAAGUUAUCGGCACGAUGUACAUUUUGCUGUGUACAGGUGUCAAGCGUCGAAUACCGUGGGACGAGUACUCGGACGUGAAGUCAACGUCAAAGCUGUGGUUCGUCAGAAGUAUCAAGUUGGGGUUAAAGAUGCUCAUGUACUGGCGGGUAACACUGGUGUUUUGAGAUGCGACAUACCAGCACACACCAAAGAAUAUGUUGCGGUUACCUCAUGGGUACAAGACUCGGCUUUUAACAUUUACCCAGCCCCUGUAAGCGAUGGAAAAUAUCAUAUGCUGCCAACCGGUGAAUUACUCGUGUUCUCAGCAACACCAGCGGACACACAUUACGGGUACAGAUGUCGUACAGUACAUCAUGUCACUGGAGACACUGUUGAGAGCUCAAGCCAUGCUCGGCUCAUCGUUACAGAGCACCGUAAUCCGGAACCACCACGGAUCAACGAGCGCGUUAACCCAUUACCCAUUCGUACGGGUGAAACUAUUGUAUUGUCCUGCAUCUCCCAGGGAAAUCCACCACCAAUGUAUCUCUGGUUUCGUGAGUCAGUGGGUGGUACAGACGCUAUCGUUAACUCAGAGAGGAUUCAUGCAAGGGCUGGUGUACUGAUCAUACAGUCAGCUAGAAUCGAAGAUGCAGGCCGAUACGUUUGUCAUGUAAACAACACAGCUGGAUCGGAGAGAGUUGAGCUCGAAGUAUCGAUUAUAAGUGGAUUGUCUAUACACCUGGCACCACAGCAGGUGACAAUUGACAUCGGAAAAGACGCAAAAUUUCAGUGCGCAAUAACGGGACAACCGAUUCCCACGAUAUCAUGGGCGAAGGAUGGGCUUCCGGUUAGGGAAGGCGCCGGGAGGAUCAAGGUACUGGGAAAUGGCGGCUCAACUCUCCACAUAUCGUCAAUCACGAGGGAUGACAAGGGCAUGUUCCAGUGUUUUGCCAAAAAUGACUAUGAGAUGGUACAGGCAACUGCUGAACUCCGACUUGGGGAUGCUGCACCCCAACUUGUAUAUAAAUUCAUCGAGCAGACGAUUCAGCCGGGUCCCUCGGUAUCCCUCAAAUGCAUUGCAACUGGAAAUCCUACACCCCAUUUCACAUGGAGCCUGGACGGAUUUCCACUGCCUCAGAAUGAUAGGUUUAUGAUUGGACAGUAUGUAACUGUUCACGGGGAUGUAAUAUCCCACGUUAAUAUCAGCACUGUCAGAGUGGAGGAUGGGGGUGAAUACCGGUGUACAGCUGUGAAUCGUGUAUCCAAAGUCCAUCACUCUGCCCGUCUAAACAUCUACGGUCUGCCCCAUGUUCGACCAAUGGGCAACUAUGCAGCGGUCGCUGGAGAAACCACGAUCAUCAAGUGUCCUGUGGCUGGUUUUCCAAUCGCCAGUAUAACGUGGGAAAAGGACGGCCAAGUACUGCCAACAAGUAGACGACAGGAAGUAUCUCCAAAUGGUACACUGAUUCUUCAUAACGUCGACAGUAGUACAGAUCGUGGUUCUUACACUUGUACCGCCAGAAAUAAACAGGGCCACUACGACUCACAAACAGUCCAGAUAGAGGUCAAAGUGCCACCUAAUAUAGCUCCCUUUAGCUUUAACAAGGAAUUAUCGGAGGGCGUUCGUGCCCAGGUUGCCUGUGUCAUUGAAAAGGGAGAUCCGCCCUUCACGAUAAUAUGGUUAAAGGAUGGUGAACCCAUUGGAACCUCAUCACCACCUGGUUUUAAUAGUGCAUCAACAGCCAACUCUCACAAGACUAUUGCUGGUCUACGUGUUACCAGUAUGGACCAACACUCUAGUACCAUCUCAAUUGAUCGUGUCAAUGCAGCUCACGCUGGCAAUUAUACUUGCGUUGCACGUAACUCUGUUGCCGAGGUUUCAUCUACAGCGCAAUUAGUCGUUCGUGUGCCACCACGAUGGGUGAUGGAACCCAAAGACGUGCAUGCGCCUGAAGGUACAUCGAAACUGGUCCUUCACUGUCACGCAGAUGGUUUUCCAACACCUGCGGUAACUUGGCGUCGAGGUAGUGGUACAAAGCCGGGAAGUUAUCACGAUAUAACGAGUCACGAGCAUGCACAAGAAUUGAGAAUUCACUCGAACGGUUCACUGGUCUUCGGACGAGUUCAAGAGGACCACGAGGGAUACUACUUGUGCGAGGCUGUCAAUGGAAUUGGCGCUGGUCUCAGCAAAGUUGUCUACUUGACAGUGAAUGCACCAGCUAGAAUCAUAGACAAGCACAGAAAUCAAACUGCUCGACUAGGAUCAAGAGCUUCACUUCGCUGCGAAGCCAGGGGCGAUCAUCCCCUGAAUAUCGAGUGGCGUCGGGCUGGCUCGCAAUUAGAACCAGCAGCAUCUGAUUAUCGGUAUAUGGUGAAAGAAAUGAACACCACGGAAGGGGCUGUUAGUAUACUUGAGCUGAUUAGCACAACGAGAGAAGACAGCGGUAUAUAUUUCUGCACAGUGUCCAAUGCUUAUGGAGGUGAUGAAAUGACCCUGCAUUUGUAUAUACAAGAACCACCGGAUUUUCCACGGAAUAUCGAAGUUCUCAAACGAGAGAGUCGAUACAUCAAGUUGGGCUGGACUAGCAGCCAAGAUGGAAACAGUCCAAUAACAAAGUACAUAAUCGAGCAUAAGAAGGACUCGGAAAUAUGGCAUGAUCAUACAUUUUAUACUGAUGUACCCGGCACUCAGACAUACGGCCACGUCAACGGCCUGCGACCAGCAACUACAUAUCAGUUUCGGGUAUUUGCCGAGAACGAAUUGGGUCGUAGUCAAGCGAGCGAUAUUCUUGACGUAACAACGGAGGGGGAAAAACCCGGUGGACCACCGAGAAAUCUCAAAGUCGAGGCGGUGAGCUCCACUGAAUUGAAAAUUUCGUGGGAUCCACCGGAUCAAGAUCUUUGGAACGGGGAAAUUUUGGGAUAUCACGUUGGAUUUAAAGAGUAUAGAUUAUCAGCUGAACAGUACACAUACAAGACUGUAGAAGGUCGUCCAAUCACUGCCAGUGCAACUCUCGGACUUGCUCGUACUGCCAUCCCAGGUCGCCAAUGUCAAUUGACAGCUUUACGCAAAUACACACGCUACAGUAUCGUUGUCCAAGCCUAUAACGCCCUGGGUCCAGGACCAAUGACAGCUGAAAGUGUAGCAACAACCCUAGAAGACGUGCCAAGCAGUCCACCUCAGGAUAUCCGCUGUACAGCGCUCUCAUCCCAGUCUCUCCAAGUAUCAUGGGAGCCACCACCGGAUACGAGCCUGAAUGGGAUACUUCGGGGUUUUAAAGUCGGUUGGGAGAGCAUGGAUUCAUUAACAGAAUCCGGUAAACUAGAUAUUAAAAUAACAUCAGCCCUGACUGUUGUCAUCAGUAGUCUGGAAAAAUACACAAAUUACUCGAUCCAAGUGGCAGCAAUGACAAAGCCAGGAGAUGGUGUCCAGUCAUCGCCAAUUUACUGCAUGACCAAGGAGGAUUUGCCAGAAGUGCCAGCUGGAAUAAAAGCCGUAGCGAGUUCCAACGAAUCGAUAAUAGUCUCGUGGUUACCACCACUAAGAGCCAACGGCAUAAUAACAUCAUACUACGUGUACUUUCAGAGUCAAGAGGAUGAUGAAAAGUGGUACAAACAAACAUUGAGAGCCCACAAGACAUACUAUCGUGCGGAAAAUCUCCAUAAACGUACUCAGUACUCAUUUCACGUAGCAGCUGUGACGUCUGUUGGUGAGGGGCCCAAAACACGUUCAGUAAGUGCAUCACCCUCGACCCAUGUGCAUGCUGCUAUUCAUUCAUUUGGAAUGAGUGCAACUGUACCAUGGAAGCAAGAUGUAACAUUACCAUGUCAAAGUGUUGGCAAACCCUCGUUACUCUGGAAGCAAUGGGGACAAAUUGUCAAGGCAUCUGGAAGGAUUUCCAUUCAUACAGAUGGCUCCCUCCACAUCUCCGAUCUUCAUCGGGAGGACAGUGGAAAUUACACGUGUCAUGUCGAGAAUCCUCAUGGCUCUGACCAAAUAACUCACAAACUCAUUGUCCAAGUACCACCAGCAGCUCCACUCCUUCUGGCAACCAGUACAACGAGCAAUUCCAUAAGUGUUCAAUGGAAGCCUGGAGAUGAUGGUGGUGCUAUCAUAAGGGGAUACAUACUCCACUACAAGAGAAAAUUUGGCGAGUGGGAGGAAGUUAAAGUGUCGCACAAGAUUAAUGGACACCAUCUCUCGGAAUUGUGGUGUGGGACUGAAUAUCAGAUUUAUUUAACAGCGUACAAUAGAAUUGGCAUGGGAUCACCCAGUGAUUUUGUCAAGGCAACAACUAAGGGCUCCAAACCAGCUAAUUCACCUGGAAAUGCUGAAAAAUUUAUAACGCUCAAUGUAUCAUGGAUCAUUCUUCAUCUUAAUAUUUGGAAUGAUGGCGGCUGUCCUAUCACUUGGUUCGAGCUUGAGUAUAGAAGACACUCCGAGGAAUACUGGACAUUAGUUUCAAAUAAUAUCGAGGUUCAAAAGUCAUACACUCUGAGUGAUCUUCAAUCAGGAACAACCUACGAUAUUCGCAUAAGAGCUCAUAAUAAUGCGGGCUCAUCAGUGGCUGAGUACAAGAUAACAACACUUCAACCACAUAUCACAACAACACUCCCCAGUGGCAUAGAGAUAGAUCAGUAUAUACCCCAAAAUAAUUCCGUAUUGGCUGACCUCAAACUUAUCGUUCCACUGAUACUUUGCUCAUUUGCCAUAAUUGCGGCAGCCGGUGCAGUAUUUUACUGCUUCCGUAAACGUCCAUUAUUAGGCGAUAUUGGUAGUCUCCAUGAUGCUCAAAAUGCUGCCGCAUUGGACAAUAAACAGAAUAUGGAGCAACGAGAGCAGUAUUAUGCUACUGUACGAAAACCUCUGCGAUCACCUAUCCACGAAAUGGCGACGCUUGAGAGAAUUCCAGAAUUUUCCGAAGACAUCUACCCCUACGCAACGUUCCAGUUAAAAGAGAGUGUACCUCCUGGAGGUGACAGUCGAUGCGAUUCAGCUGCACCUCUUCAAACCUUCGUGUAUCAUGAUCCACGACUGUCCACUGCUGAUACACUGCAAUUGCGCGAGUCGGAUUGCAACCGGUACACUAAGGUGCGCGGAGGCCGUUCGUCCUCAGCGCCAUUGCAUAAAACUCACAAGACCAAUCACGGAAAGUCCGAGUCGGAGGAAUACGACACCCUGGGCUCGGACAGCGACACGGAAGUCGGGACCAGCAGCCGAACUGAGUCUUCCAAUCACCUCGUCGAUUCGCAUCACUCGGCAUUUACAGCCGACGCGCGUGUCCACAACUUCCUGUACCAUGGACCAGAAUCUAGCACGUCUACGGAACCCUCACCGAUAUUUGAGAGAAAAUCGUUUCCUGGAAGGGGAAGACCCAAGAUGCUACAGUUGGCGCGUUAUACCAGCGAGGAGACCCGUUCAAGUUUCGGGACAAUCCCCAGGCCUGGCAAUUCCAAGCACCAGUCGGGCACUAUCAGUAGAGAGCAGGGGGAUGCAGGAUCAGGAAACCUGUUCGUCCCCAAGUUGGAUCCACCCUCGGGCUUCUCCGACGCGCUUGAGUUAAGCGAAGCUGAGUGUGACAUUGACCGUGGAAAUCACACACAGCAGCAUCUACGUGACUUUGUUAUAGCGGUGUAAAUAACUGUGCAAAACUCCCCAAUGAAAAAUAAAAAGAAAGAAGAGAAGAAAAAAAAAGAGACAAAGCCCGUGAUAUAUUAACUUUAAAACACAAAACGACUAAAGAGAAAGAAAACGAAACGAUAAGAAUGAUGAAAAAAAAACCCUUCUACCCAUUCCUCCAUGGAAAUGAAAAUCAUAAUAAUAAUAAAAUUAAAUGGAAAAUGAAAAUGUGUCACAAACAUACCGAUGUGUUGAUGUAUCUACUGUUAAACUCAAGCGGCGUUCAAACUAACGAAUGAAUGAAUCGAAUGAGAAAAUUUAAAAAAUGUGUUAGAAUGUAAAAGAUAAGAAAAAUUUAUCUGUAAGUUAAAAACAAAUGCAAUGAGCACUGUUGUUCUGUUCGACACACGUGCAACACUUUCUAAUCGUAAAACAAAUUUUUCCAUAUGUCUCGGAACAAAAAUAUGCCAACCCAUGGUUUUUCCUGUUGAUAUAUAUUAUAUAUAUUAUAUAUACUUUAUUAUUAUAUAUGAAUUAUUUACCACGGAGGACAAAAACAAAUUAACACUUUUGUGUUUUAGG